AUGGAGCGUUGGAAUGCAAGCCAACAAUACGUGUUUACGACAGACAAUGAAGUGGCUUUGCAUGACCUGCUUGGAGUGGGUGCAAAUGAAGAACGUGACGUCCGCGACGAUCCAGCUCGCAGUUCAUUCCGACAAGGAAAUUUGGUGGAAAUUGCAUUCAACUUGCGAGCAGCGCCGUUUAAUAAGGACAAGCAAGUCCUCUGUCACCUGGACCGCAUCAUUCGCAUUAGCAAAGAAGCGACGACGGACCUUGCUCGAUUCGAAGAGACCAAGUCUACUAGUGCUCGAUACGACAGCAGACCAAGAUCCAACCCAGUUAAACGGAUUCUGUCAAUGCCGUAUCUUCGCAACGUGAAACAGCGUCGGAAUCAGGAGUUGGAUGACUAUCUUACGGAGCAAGAGGAACAAGAAGAGGGGAGCAAGAGGAACAAGAAGAAGGGGAGGAGAAGGAAGAAUGAGAUUACUGCAUCGAUGAAUAUGUUUUUGUAUCAAUACUAUGUAACAUUAUCGAGUUUAUCGUCCUGGAAUCUCAUCUCAGAAGGAGUCGGGGACUGGCGCCUCGCCGCCACUACCGAUAAUAAUUUAAUACCUUAG
Messenger RNA from Mycena indigotica, 594 nucleotides. RefSeq lists its product as uncharacterized. Lineage: Eukaryota; Fungi; Basidiomycota; Agaricomycetes; Agaricales; Mycenaceae. The coding region runs from base 1 to 594 and encodes 197 amino acids. The record is from RefSeq and is a predicted model, not a curated record. The transcript has 3 exons.